UCCUCGGUGAGCAUCUCUCUCUCCUACAACAAUGGCGAUGAUAAGUGAACCUUUGCUUAAUGCUGCUACGGAAGUAAUACUGAAGAAAGUGCUCUCGCUUGCAGGUGAAGAAAUCAGCCUAGCAUGGGGUUUCAAAGGUGACUUGAAUAGGCUAAAAAAAUCAGUAAAAAUGAUUCAGGCUGUGUUAGCCGACACCGAAAGGCUACAAUCCACCGAAGAGUCCGUUAGGAUUUGGCUUGAGAAUCUUAAAGAUUUAGCUCAUGAAGCCGAUGAUGUCUUGGAUGAGAUUGCCUAUGAAAUUCUCCGACGUAAGGUGGAGAUCCGAAAUGACAUGAGGAGAAAGGUACGUUUCUUCUUUUUGACUUCCAAUCCGGUUGCGUUCCGUCUCGAAAUGGCUCAUAAAAUCAAGAACAUCAAUUCAUCCUUGGAUAAGAUCAACAAAGAAGCAAUUGAUUUUGGUCUCCAAAGGGGAGGUGCAGGAAUACUGGCUUCUCCUCAAUUUACUGUAGACCGGGAGACCGACUCAUUUCUCGACAAAUCCGAGGUUGUAGGAAGGGAAAAUGAUGCGUCAAGUAUUAUUGAAAUGUUAACUUACCCGAGAAAUCAAGAGGUUGUCUCCGUGAUUCCCAUUGUGGGAAUGCCUGGUGUUGGAAAGACAACUUUGGCUAAAUUGAUCUACAAUGAUGAACAUAUAAAGAGACAUUUCGAUGUGAGAAUUUGGGUGUCUGUAUCCGAUUAUUUUGAUGUCAAAAGGCUUUUGAAAGAGAUCCUAGAAUCUCAAACAAAAAGGAAGUGUGAGGUGGACACUAAGAACGCAAUUCUUGAAGGCCUUCAGGAAGAGCUAGAAGGAAAAAAAUAUCUGCUCAUACUUGAUGACAUGUGGAAUGAUGAUCAUAAUAAGUGGGACGAUUUUAAGUCUUGUUUGGUAAGGGUUAAUAUAGCCAAUGGGAAUAACAUUUUGGUUACUACACGCAGUGUUCAAGUGGCAUCAAUUGUGGAGACACUCACAAGGCAUUAUGUGGAAAGAUUAUCAUCAGAAGAUUGUUGGUCCAUAUUUAGAGAAAAGGCGUUUGCAAACGGAGGAGCUCCAAUGACUCCAGAUUUGGUGGCCAUAGGAAGGAUGAUUGCAGAAAAAUGUAAUGGCUUGCCAUUAGCAGCAAAGGUAGCUGGGAGUAUGAUGAGUUCCAAGAAGGAAAAACAUGAGUGGUGGGAAAUUUCAAAUGGAGUUAGGAGUUUAGUUGGAGAUGAAAAAGGAGUUCUUACAAUACUUAAGUUGAGUUUUGAUCAUUUGUCGUCAGCAUCUUUAAAACAAUGUUUUGCAUAUUGUUCAAUAUUCACCAAGAAUCUCCGCAUAGAAAAGGAACAACUAAUUCAAAUAUGGAUGGCUUAUGGAUUUCUUCAACCAAAUGAAGGAAGCAACAUGUCAAUGGAGGAUAUAGGUAAUCAGCAUUUUAGAAAUUUGUUACAGAAUUCCUUUUUUCAAGAUAUUGAGAAGGGUGAUUAUGAUAAUGUUAAAUAUUGUAAAAUGCAUGAUUUGGUGCAUGAUCUUGCAAGAUCAAUUUCGUUGUCUGAGUGCUUUACUCUUGAGGCUAAUACCAGAAUUGAAAUUCCUCCUGUUCGCCAUUUAGCACUCUAUACAGAUACAGACAUAAUUGGUACAAUUCAGCAAGGCAGUGCUAAAAGGUUGCAGACAUUAUUCUCAAGGAGAAUUAUACCUAACAACAUGUUUUUGAACUUCACAUGUUUGCGUGUCUUGUGUUUCCAUGGGGCUGAUAUUGCAGAGUUGCCAUCUUCAAUAAGCAAGUUGAUACAUUUGAGGUAUCUCGACUUGUCAGAGACUUCCAUCGAAGUUCUGCCAAAAACUAUUACCAAGCUCUACAAUUUGCAAACAUUAAGAGUCCAAGGAUGCAACUACCUUAACUUGUUCCCUAAAGAACUUACAAAUUUGAUUAGCCUAAGACAUCUCUAUUUUGAUGACACUUGCGAGAUGCCAAUGGAGAUGGGGCAGUUAACUUGUCUACAAACUAUACCAUUCUUUUGCGUUGGUAAAGACAAGGGUCGUCGAAUUGAAGAGCUGGGAUAUUUAGGAAAUCUCAGAGGCAAGCUGGUGAUAAGCAAUCUUGAACAAGUAAGUGGUAGAGAGGAAGCCCAAAAAGCAGAUUUAUCUGGAAAGGAAAAUAUAUACAAGUUGAAACUUUUAUGGGGAUCUACUUGGCGAGGUAAUAUCAGUGCUGAGGAUGUCUUGAAAGGCCUCCAACCUUCUCCAAACUUAAAGGUCUUAAAGAUCUAUAACUUUGUGGGUCGUAAGUUGCCAUCAUGGGUGAUAACGAUGGCUGUGCGUAUUAAUGGAAAUGGUUCCUUGUUGCCACUCAACAAUUUGGUGAAGAUCAAGUUGCAAGACUGCUGUAAUUGUGAACAAAUACCGAUGCUCGGCCAACUACCACUUCUGCGAGAUCUUGAGUUGCGAGGAAUGGAUGGUGUACAUUGCAUAGGUGAGUCAUUCUACGGCCGUGAUUGUAAAAUGUUGGACGCCAGUCAUCGUGGUGAAGUGACAAAGGCAUUGUUUCCUGCUUUGAGAAGAUUAACACUGCUUGAUAUGCCAAACCUAACGGAAUGGAUGGAAGUAGCAGAAUCAAGCGUGGUGCAAAUAUUUCCUUGCCUUGAAGUGUUGACAAUUCAUAUGUGCCCUAAUCUAAAGUUCAUUCCGAGCAUACAAGGCCUCACAGCCCUUCGAAAUUUGGAGCUUCUAAGGUGUAAGGGGUUAACAUGUCUGCCAAGUGGGCUACGAUCCUGCACCUCUCUUGAGACAUUUGUGGUGGAUGAUUGCCCAAAUCUCGUCUCCUUUCCAGAUAUACAAACACUGCGUUCUCUCUCUCGGUUACAAAUUUCUUCUUGUCUAAAAUUGACUUAUUUGCCAGAUUCUCUCCACAGGCUUUCGUCUCUUGAGAAUUUGACUAUAAAAAAUUGCCCUAAUCUCAAGUCUAUUCCGAGCAUACAAGGUCUCACAAACCUUCGAUAUCUAGAAAUGGGGGUCUGCGAUGGACUAACAUGCCUACCAAGUGGGCUAGAAUCUUGCAUAUCUCUCGACACCUUGAGAGUGAAAUAUUGUCGUACUCUCAUCUUCUUUCCAAAUAUACAAACUCUGUGUUCUCUCUCUCGUUUAGAAAUUUUUUCUUGUCUGAAAUUGCCUUGUUUGCUAGAUUGUCUCCACAAGCUUUCGUCUCUUGAGAAUUUGACUAUAGUAAAUUGCCCUUACCUCAAGUCCAUUCCAAGCAUACAAGGACUGAGAACCCUUCGAUAUCUUGAAAUUGGGGUGUGCGAUGGAUUAAGAUACCUACCAUGUGGACUAGAAUCUUGCACAUCUCUCGAUACCUUGAGAGUGAGAUAUUGCCAUAAUCUCAUCUACUUCCCAGACAUACAAACGUUGCAUUCUCUUUCUCGUUUAAACAUCAUUUCUUGUUCGAAAUUGAUUUGUUUGCCAGAUGGUCUCCAAAGGCUUUCAUCUCUCGAGAAUUUACUUAUACAAGAUUGCCCAAAUCUCAAGUCCAUUCCAAGCAUACAAGGCCUCACAACCCUUCGAGAUUUGCAACUUACAGGGUGUGAUGGGUUAACUUGCUUGCCAAGUGGGCUACAAUCCUGCACAUCCCUUCACACCUUGAGGGUGGAAUCUUGCCCUAAUCUCAGCUCCUUUCCGGAUAUAAGAACAUUGUGUUCUCUAUCUCGAUUAGACAUUAUUUCUUGUUCGAAGUUGACUUGUUUGCCAGAUGGUCUUGACACUCUUCCAUCUCUUCAAACGUUCCAUGUCGAGGGUUGCACACUUCUCUAGUUUUCCAAGCAGGGAAGACCUGGGAUCCAUUCGAACUUUGAUUAUAUUACCCGUAGUUGGUUCUUAACAUGUUUGGCAAGUGGGCUACAAUCCUUCUUUCCAGGUGUUCCUUUCUCAUGUACCACUUCGAGUCCUAGUGAUGCAAACAAAUAAGACGGCAUUCAGACUGGGCGAUUUUAUCUUGAUUGGAGAAUAUUUCUUGUCUUGAAGAAUUACAUCUCUCUAUUAGUCUCUGCCGGUUUUAUUUCUGUCCUCUAUCAAAGGCAUAUGCCGAGGGGAUUGGCAGUGAGUGGCCCGACAUUGCCCAGAUGAAAAUUUUGAUCAAUUUCAACCUUCUUGAACAUUGUCCAUUAAAGUCUCUAAAAGUGGUUCACAGUGGCACAGGGUUCAAUCGCUCAAGUAAGCAGAACUGUGUUUCUUUUGUCUUAAUUAAGAACAAUGUUAUAGGAUCUAAUUUGGGGACCUAUUGUUUCUUUUUUUCAAAUCAAUAAAACACUUAUGAUAUAUUAAUA
This is a messenger RNA of Ilex paraguariensis (yerba mate), 4338 nucleotides long. Lineage: Eukaryota; Viridiplantae; Streptophyta; Magnoliopsida; Aquifoliales; Aquifoliaceae. The record is from the annotation of a GenBank genome assembly.